CCCCGCACCGGGCCGAGACCCCGCACCGAGCCGUGACCCCGCACCGGGCCGAGACCCCGCACCGAGCCGUGACCCCGCACCGGGCCGAGAUCCCGCACCGAGCCGAGACUCCGCACCGGGCCGAGACCCCGCUCCGGGCCUCGCAGCCCCUCCUGCGCUCUACUCCAGCUGUCGGAAGCCUUGUCCUGCCCGCUAGAAGGGAUCGCUGCUCCGUAGCGCCUCGUUUGGUUUGUACAGGCGCCCGAAGAUGAUCGCUAAGACCGCCAUAGAUCGAAUUAUUGGCAAGGGCGGCCUAAAGUCGGGCAGAGCUGACAGUGGGCUCGAGAAGGGCGAGCGGGAGGGCGCUGCCUUGCGAAAAUACACGGAGGAAGCGGCCACAGGCAAGGGCAAGAUGACGGAGGCGGAGAGGAGCGGGCUGCUCCAGAAAAUACUUUCCCUUGAGAAAGAAAAAGAAAAAUACAACCAUCUUCUUGGAGAGAAGGACAGAGAAAUCCAAAACCUGAAAGACAAGCUGAGGUCGAAAACCAAGAAUAGUGAAGUCUCCUUAUUACAAAAUCAACUAGAGGAAAAAACAAAGGAAGCAGAAAGGAGAGAACAGUUACUUUGUUCUCUGUCAGAAGAAAUUAACCGGUUAAAAUGUAAUUUAUCUGCAGCCAUGGCAAAAUGCUCUGAUCUUGAGAACAAAGCCAGUAGUACUUCUCAGGCAUCCCAGGAAGCUGCAACAAACAGCACUGAAAUUGAAAGACAAUUGAAAGAUGCUCUUGAGAAAAACCAGCAGUGGCUACUGUAUGACCAGCAACGGGAAGCAUAUGUCAGGGGAUUGCUUGGAAGGAUCUUUGAACUUGAACAGAAGGCAGAAAUAGUUAGCCAGCAAGAAUCUAAAUCAAAUUCAGAAGGUCAUCUGCAAGAGGAAAAGCAAGAACACUAUGACCAGCUGUUACUAACUGCAAAGAGUGAUCCUGAGACUGAAAGACGCAGUAUGACCCAGCUGAUAGCUGAACUUAAUGAACUUAAAAAGGCAUAUGAAGAAACACAAGGGGAAAUGAUGAGUUUAAAUGCCUUGCUGCAGUCACAACGGGUUGCUGAAAUGAGGACUCAAGAAAAUGAAAAUAAAAUUAAAGAGAAAGCACAAAGACUAAAACAAGAAAAUGAAACUAUCAAAGAACAGCUCAGAGAAGAAAAAGAAAAGUCAGAAAAUCUUUUAUGUCAGGUGCAACUUCUUCGUAAAUCUUUGCUCAGACAGGAGGCAGAACACACAAGAAUAACUUUGUUGGAACAACAGCUCCAGAUCUGCACCACAGACCUAGAGAAUGGAAAGCUCGAUCGCCAGAACCUGAAGCAGGAGUUAAACCACGUGCUCAAGGAGCUGCGCAAGGCCAAGGAGAAAAUCACGCGUCUGGAACCGCUGAAACUCCGGGAAUCUGGACAUAUGGGAUCACAAGAAGAUUUGCAAGCUGCAUUUGACAAGAAGCUGACCACAUAUGACAGAAGUCCUCCCCUGAAACAUUCCAGCUGCCUUGAUGAAAGUUUUCUGGAGUGUCCCAAAUGUAAAGAGCCAUAUCCAACAAGCCGGCACAGAGAAUUGCUAGCACACAUUGACUUCUGUACAGCUUGAGCUCCAAAUGGACCUUCUGUCUUUGCUUCAUGUAUGCUGCCAAUAUACUUGGCAAAAGAUCUUUUAAAGCUUUUUUCUUUCAGUUGUAUAAACCACAAAAUGGUAGGUCAGUUCCACAAAAACAGUAUUACCAUUAUAAUUUGGCCUCAGUAUUUUACCUCAUGUUUUUGCAAAACAGCUACUGCAUUUUCUAACUGCAAACAGAAAUAUUUUUAAAAUUGGGAAUAUUUUAAAUAGUAAACUACUGACUUUUUCUUUUUGCACUAUUAAAUGUAAGAAUAGCACAAUUAUUGUAUCAGACUAUAUUUUAGUUUUGGUAUACUCCAUUCUUGGUUGUUGAAUCCUGAUGAUUGUGCUUGUACCUUAACUGACAAGAAUAGCUGCAAAAGAUUUUUGGCCCUUGGAGGUGCACUAUAUCUAUUUAUUUAUACAUGGUGUGUGUAUAUAUGUGUAGUGUGUGUAGUAUAUACAUACAUGGGUUAUAUAUCAUAUGUAUGUGGAAUAUAUCAACAUCUCGAUACAUAAAAACUCAGGAGGGCCAUGUUAGAUCUUCGCUGCUUAAGAUUGAUGUUCAAAACUUCAGUCUUAAGUAGCUGAUUAUCCUUGAACCACCAUCAGGGGUGACUAAAAUGCUGACCAAAGUUUAAUCUCAGAAAAAAACAACUUCCAGCAAACAAACUUCCUUGGUGUCAAAGAAAGUUUGUAUUUCAGACAAUGUCAGAGGCCAUUUUUGAAUUUUCAAUAUAAAAUUACGCUGAAUUAAACUUGUUUUGCUGCUGUGUUUUAGAGGUUAAAGUUGGGAAAUGUCAGUAAUUCAACCUUAGAUUUGACAAAUGACCCAAAGUGCAGUUUUUUAACAAAUUACUCCAGUGGAUUUGAAGUGUCACUGUAUUUUGGUAUUAAUACAAAACACAAGUUAAUAACAAAUUCUGGCAACAAAUUAGAAACUGGCAAAAAAAAAUCCCUCAUGGAUUUGCAAUUGCAGUGUUAUUUUUCUCUAGCACCUACUGUAAACUUGAAUGUGUUGUGAGCAUUUUGUUCCUUGUGUAUGAAGUCUCAACAAGAAGUUACUUGCACGGAAAUUAUUAAAAUAGGGAAAAUUUACAAAGAUACACUAGUUAAGAAUAAAUUUGCUCAUUUUACAAAUUUGUGGUUUGCUAAGGACACACAAGAACUCAAGGUGUAUCUUUCUCUGGCCUGCUGAUUCUGCUAGCUGGUAUCAGCUUUCUCCACCAUGCUUUGCUGCAAAACUGCAUUCAUUUACUCCAUAAUGUUCUCCUUAAUCCCUUAAAUCUUAUUCUUAAAUAUGAAGAUGUUUUCCAAGUUAUUGAAAAUAACUGAUAGUAUCUAGUGAUGUUACUCUCAAUUAAAUCCGGUGUUCUUGAGACAGAAAAUAUUAAAAGGUAUUAUCUUCAUAUCUGAAAUAUCUCUGCCAGAUUUAUUAUAUUAGCCACUCUCUAUCCACUUUUCAAUUUCACUGGCUAUGACUCAGGCAAUCUUUGUAUUUGACAAUUUGCUCAAUUGCUAGCAACAGGUUUUCUGACCAAAGAUAUGAUAAGCUAAUGAGUAAAACAGAAAUUGUGCUUCAGAAUCUCCAGGUUUUGCCAUGAGGGAAAUUGUCUUAAUUUCAUAUAGUCUUAAAAACCUUUUAGUCCAGGAGAAUAACUAUGCUCUUCAUUGCAGCCUAAUAAUUUUAAUCUCUAAUUAAACUACUUUUGAAAGUUUAAGGUUGUCUUUUAACAACACCUUAAUCAGCUAGUAUUCUAUUCCCAGCUGCAUACUCAGCAUAGUUUCUGCAAAAGGAAAUCCUGAUCUUUUAUGUAUUAUAAAUGAAAUAGGUUUGCCUACUCCAGGUCAGCACUCUUCAGUAGUUCUGAGGCUUUCUUAAAUUAGCAAAAAACACUUCUACAUUAGAAACUGGUACUGUAGAGGAAGACUCAGAAAGUUCAUAAUGUGAUAAUAUAAAAAGUUUUGUUCAUUCCACUUUUCUGAACUUUAACAAUGGAUUUAGUCCUACCUGAUAAGUAUUACACCUAAGCACAAAAAAUCCCCAUGCUGAUAAACUUAUACAGGUCAUUGUUGUGGUAUAUGUUGCAAAAUACCAAAAUGACAUUCCAGUGAAGUAAAACGCUUCCUUUAAAAAGCAGACCCACAAAUACUAUUGUCAUCACCUACAUGUAAUUAAAACCAGCUAUAAAACUCCAACUUCAUAAGGUAUGCAGAUCAUAUCACUGCUUUUUUUCCAUUCCUUAGAAGCUAAGAAAUCUCAGAUUUUUUUUUCCUGAAAGCUAACAAAGGAGAUCUGCUGCUCCUCUCUUUAGUUACAUGUGGAAAAGAGAAGCCUGUGCCUAAUGUGCUCGCUUUGGUGGUAAGAAUUAAUUAGCUGUAAGUAUAGUUCUUUGUAAGGCAGGAAGCAACAGCAAUGUUUUCAUCACUUCAAGCACUUUGGUUUACAAUUUCAGGAGCCUUUUUCUGUUAUGUCCCUUUCAAGUAAUUGAAUUUCAAUCUACUAGAAAGACUGCGUUAUUGGAAGCUGUUGAUCUUCCCAAGGGAAGCUUGGGGGCUAAUACAGUGGUUUACCAAUAGUAGCAUAUUUAUAAAUCCCAGCUUUCACACUGUUCUUUUUAAACAGCAAUUAAAUGGUUUUGAUGGAAUGAUGGGUGGCUGGAAAACUGUGGAGCUAAAACUCCACAUUUUUUUUCCAUAAGGAGAGCUGCUUGUGAAAUAGAAACUGAAAGAUCUCUGUUAUUUUUCUUAGAUCCAUGAAUCAACGUCUAAUACUCUAUUUGCUUGUGUAGCUUUAAGUCUCAGUUUUGAUAACCAUCUUUCACAUGGUUAUGUUGAUUUUGAGUACUCUUGUACUUCAAGAACAAUUCAGACUAAUAUGAAUAUAGUAGAAGUCCUUCAGAUUUCUGAUCAAAUUCAUGGAAGAACCAAGCUUAUCCAGUCUAGAAAAAAAACAUGAAAAGUGACAAAAAUUCAUACAGGGGAAAGAAAAAUAAGUCUUGCAAUGCUCAAUGAGAAGAGUAACAUGUUCAAAACUGCAACAGAAAAGGAAAAUCUUUCUGGUGGUUGGAGUAGAUGAGCAGUGAAGCACAUUGCUUACAGAGGCUGUAAAAUGUCCACCACUGGAGACUUAUGGGGACACUUACAUAACUACCUAAACCAUCCCAGAUGAAGCUGCCUUGGCUCAGGGACAUCAGCCACUGAUUUCUCUCAGUGCCUUGAAGCCCUGUUUUUAAUGGCACAUAAAGACCUGUGAGGAAAAACAACACAAUAAGAUUUAAAUAAAAAAGCCACAAUGGUUCUUCUGCACUGACCCUUCAUCUUCUUUAAUGAAAUAACACUACAUGCUAAAUUAGGAGCUACUGCACUGAAGUCAUUAAAACAGCUUAAUGUCAUGUUUCUCAACAAGAAAAUUACUGGUAUUCCUAUGUCUGUAUGAACUUGUAGUCUAAGCAGACAUAGAAUACUGCUUCAAAUCAAUACUUGCACUCAUGCAUCACUAUCCUGCUGAAAAACAAGAUAAAUGCCACAAGUACAACUUGAUGUUACUUAAUUCCUGAUUAUUGGGAAAUGCAUCACUCCCACAUUGUUUUAACAAACAGCACCACAGUCCCUCACAUCCAGCCCCCUUCAGACUGGAACAGAGUUCCCCACCAGUAAUCAGGGACAGAUACUCAUUUGGUGGUCUCUAUGACCAACCAAAAUUUUCAGUAUUUUAUACCGAAUUAUUAGUUCCAAAAAAGAUAGACCAAGAUAAGAUGUUUCAAAAUAUCCUGUAAGAAAGAAGCCUGGGACCUUAUCAUGGUAAUAUCCAGAUGUCUUCUUGAUGGAAGAUGGAAGUUUAAUUUCCCUCAUCAAUUCAAAACUGGUGAAUGUGCACACUGUGCCAGUGAAAGUGACAGUUUUAUCCAUGUAACAGGCUUGACAGGGUCGGUAUUAUCUCAUGCCAACUAGACAGAAAACUCUACAGCCUAGUUAAGGCAUACAGGCUUUCUCAGUUUAUAGGAAGCUCCAAGUCACAUCUUAUCAGUCAUCUCAAAUGGCCACUGAUAAUGAAAACCAUAAACCGUGUGGGAAAUAACAUGAGUAGCAUUACAUUAGGGAAGCCAGAAGGGUUUACAGCAGAAUUUAAGGCAUUAUUUGAACUUUCAUUGCUUUUACAGGAUUGAUUUUUCUGUUUCUCGAGCCCUAGCUCAAUACUAGCUAAGGAAAAGCCUGACAAUACAGACAGAUGUUCUUUGCAGCAGACAGGCACUGUAGACCUUAGUUCAGAAAUACGUGGCUUUUCAAAGUAAAGCUGCUAUCACAAUUUGGAGCUGAAGAACCCCUGUUGCUCCCAACAAGUUACUCUUCUAAGAUGAGACACCAGGGAAAGGAAAAGGAUGAUUCUCCCUAAACAUAAUUAAUAAGAGCAUUCUUUAAUCACUGGGUUCUUGACUAUGAGAGGAAACAAUGGUAUCUGUGAUCUCUGCACAGUGUACAACCCAGCAGACCAAUGUGUUCAGGGAAUGUCUGAGUACAUCUCCUGAGCAUGAGAGGCUGGUGACAAGUUUCAUUUGUAAAUCCUUCAGAAUAAAUUCACCACCGUUUUUGAUUCGAUGUCUCCACAUCAAAGCUCAUUAGCAGGAAUGGAAGUAACCUUAUGCACACCUGAAAGUUAAGCAAAGGUCCAGUGGCACUUUAACAUCCAACUCUGCAAAAAACUCACUCAAGGUCUCAGUUCCUUGGUAAGAGUGUUCUACCAGAUCCUGCAUUGUCCAAACAAACCACUCUGAUAUUCUGUAUUCACUGAUCAACUCCCUAAAUCCAUGGGCUAAAUGUGUAACACAGUUUCCAAACCUCAUUUAGUUAUAAGAGUUUAGCUGGAGCUGAGCCACUCUGGUGAAGCUUAGUUAACAUGCAGCAAAACAGAAAACGUGGCCAUCCAGGGGAAGUCUAUGUUACAUGAAUUACGUUCUUAAUUUGCACUUGGUUCAGAGAGAAAUCCCUUCCUUACUGCAAGCCAAAAUGCUGACGCUGGCAAAACUUCUGGUGGUUUUAAUGACUAAAAGCUGACCCAGCUUUUAUUAGAAAGCACAUCUGACAGUGUUAUUGGCAGCUCUGCUUUUGGCUGAGGCCUUGGUCAGUAAUGCUGCUGCUACAGUUUGAAACUAUGGCGCCACUGGCACUUAUCCCAGGAGGCAUGCCAGCUUCUGAUGGGUACUGACCACAGCAAAAUGAGACUUCCCAGAAGAAACAGUGACUUGCUCAUGUCCCAGAACAAACAGGAAUUAGUUUUUGACAUGAUGACAUAAGUGAAGCAUCUAGCUAUUUUCAGAGGACACAGGAAUGUGUGAGCUUGCUUCUAUAUGUAAACAAACAGAUGUAUUUAUAUUAGCACCAAAAGUUUAAUACUGUCCCUCACAUAUUGGUGUAAGCACUUUGGCUCACUAAUAUGAAAGUAUGAAAUGGGUGAGCAGUUAGAAAACUUCCUAAAAAACAAAAUCAAACAGACUUGUAUUUGAAACAUACCUUACAAUGGUAUAAGAGCUUCUAAGCACAGGAUUCAUAGUAUCUAGAAGCAGAACAGCUGCAGUGUGAUAUGUAAGAGCAAAAAUGAAAAUAGAAAGCUAACCUUGGUUGAAACUUAUGAUAAAAAUCUUGUGCAGACAUAUGAGUCAUCUACAAGCUUGCAACCUCUCUUGUGAAGACAGAUAUAACAUCUCUAAUGAAAUUAAUUUACAUCACUUAGCAAACAUUAAAUGUGCAAUACACCUGUUACAGAAGUCAGUGCUAUUUACCCAGUGUGAUACAGGUGCAGAAAAAUACACCCAAAGACUUAAAACACCAAUCUACAUGCAAGAAGAUGCAUAAAUAAGGCAAAAACCUUUACUAGAUCAUGUCCAAAUGGAACAAGAACUCCCAUGUCCCAGACUCACCUACCCAAGUGGUCCCUCUCUCUGGGGAUAUUUCUUAAUGCUCAAGAUAUAAAGAAGCUGAUCAAUCCCCAUCUGUCACGACAGUUCAUGGUUUCCAGGGGAACAAUCUGAAAAGCAGAGCUUGACUAAUGGUAUCAGGUAACACAGCCCUUAUCUGAAACAGAAGUCCAAACCUUGGGCUCUCAUUAGGGAUGAGGAAAACACCCAUGAAAAAAGAAACAAGAUUAUUCCCUGCUAGGUUAGGCAAACCUGCUCCACAGAGGUCUCUGCAGCUUUCAUUUAACUUAGAGCAAUGAAAUCUGAGCUGACUCCAUGUUUGACUCUGAGCAUUAAAGCAAACAUAGGUUAAAAAAAAUUAUAUAGGUUAAGCAAUCCUAACAGGUUUCCAGGCAUUCUGUUAAUCACUUCCUUGUCACAAUCACGUGGUGCACAUACCACACACAGCAUCCACCUAUUACAGUAAACCAGAGUAGCUCCAUGGAGGUUACGACUCCUCUCUUCCUCAGAUUUCAUGUUGUGAUGGUUGCUAUGAUUAGACCUACCCAACUGCAAAUACAACUUUUGUACUUCAUGGGAGGGAAACGAAAGUUACUCUUCUAGAUAAUGGAUCCAUUAGACCCAUGAGUAAUUAGACGAUUUUUGCUCCUGCAAGGAGCCCCCACUUGUUUUAUCAAACCUGAUGGAAACGAGCAUUUUUCUUCACACCUCUGCUGUCCCCAGUCACAGGAUUUGGUAGACAGGUCAGUGUGAAGCUCACUCACUAACAGCACACUAAAAGCAGCAUUUUACUUUGGUUCUCAUGAGCAAACCACAGGUUUAUGUCAAGUAAGGUUCUCACUCACACCUAAGGACCAAAGCUAAAGGUGAUCCUUUCUAAAGAAGAUCAAAGAUCUACCCAGACACUUCCACACAUCAUCUCAUUUUCAAACCUUCUUCUCCUCUGGCACUCCUUUCCUGACUAGAUGUAUCUUCAUUUGUUCAAUAAUGCAGCUUUGGAUGCUUCAUUCCCUGUUUCCUUUCCACUAUUCUGUUUCAAAUAUGUUUACUUUUACCCUGAAUUGACAGGACCAGAUUCUAAUUUAACUUUCCACUAAGCUAAAGAUUUUCUUCAUCAUAAAAUUUUCAUUAUUCUGUGCUACCAUUUCCAGCUACCCCACCUCCGCUCUCCCUGUCCUCUUAAUGCCUCCCAAGUUUUCACACAGGUAAAACCAGACUAUUAAAGAGAGCUCUUUCCCAAAUCCCUGCUGCUGUUUAGAGCUGACUACACCACUACUACUGCCAGCUGCCCAGAAUUUUGAGGCUAGUCCGUCAGGCUUUUAAAAAGUCCCAGACCUAUGAGGUUGUGGCAACUGGAAGGUCUUGCUAUAUUUCAAGAUUCACUAAUCAUUUUAAAGAAUCAUUUCAUAGCAGAGCCAACAUAAAUUGUGGCUAGAUAUGCCAAGUGUUGAUCAUAAAUACUAAUAAAAAAUCAGUAGGUCUAUGAAAUUUACUGAAUU
Messenger RNA from Prinia subflava (tawny-flanked prinia), 9035 nucleotides. It is a transcript of the gene CEP55, whose product is annotated as centrosomal protein 55. NCBI's taxonomy places the organism in Eukaryota, Metazoa, Chordata, Aves, Passeriformes, Cisticolidae. The transcript has 8 exons. Gene Ontology annotation, biological process: mitotic cytokinesis; regulation of phosphatidylinositol 3-kinase/protein kinase B signal transduction; establishment of protein localization. The record is from RefSeq and is a predicted model, not a curated record. The coding region runs from base 248 to 1615 and encodes 455 amino acids. Gene Ontology annotation, cellular component: midbody.